AGCAAAACAUCAAAACGGCAUGUGGUAGCCAUCAUACUAGCUACCGUUCUCCCUGUUCUUGGAGUCUUGCUCACGAUUUGCCUGAUUCUGUACCUGAUGAGAACGAGCCGUGGUUCGGACAACGUGCUUGUUGCCUCAGACGAUCUGGGCUCAGCUCACGCCAGAGAGCCUAGUGAAGACCAAGAUGCUUCCGUUCCAACUGGGUCAUCGCAUCAGAUGAACGAACAAUCUGGAAACCCUCAUCCCAUACCGCCUGCUAGGCUUCCGGAGAUUGAACUGUUAUGGUCAAACGACUCCCUACGGCACUCUAAACUCAGAUUGUCCGGCAUAGAGCAACCUAAUCGAGAUGGCUGUUCGACACUAUCUCGGACUGAGGAAAACUUGCAAGGAGAGUCGCGCAAUUCUAACACUGUUCAGCCCACAGCGAAGAAUAAUAUUCAGAGGAAAAAUUCAAGCACGAGACCUUCUACAGAGGAUUUUCUGAUUUCAGCGCCUGCCAGUGGAAGUGGAACGAUACUCAAUGUGAAGAACAGAGCCUCAUUACUGCCUGGACUUCAAAGUAUACAGCAGCUCGAGGCUGGUCUUCCGACCAGGAACAGUGGCGCAGGACAUGGUGCCGGAAUCCCUGUAUAUCCGGACAAGGGUCUGAGCCGGAAUUCGUGGAGAGAUACAUGGCUGUCCAAUCCAUCCAGGGAAACUAGGCGGAGCACUGUUGUUCUAGAGUCGUUUCCCAUACCUCCAGGGGACAGGUCGAUACAAGACAGGACCGGGUCCAUGUCAAUAAAAACUAAUUGCCAGCCUCUUGACUUUGAUGACAAUGACGAGUCUCUAUCAUUUGAGACGCGACGUCAAAGGUGGCACACUGAACGCGCACGAGCUCGCUUGGAAGGGGUCGCGCGCUUUUCUAAUGCAGGUACCUCACGACUCGCAUCGUCACCACGAACGUUGGGGGCAGGCAGAAGAAAUCCAAGGGAGCCGGUUGAGCGAUCAACUACAGCAAUGGGGGACAUCACAAACAUCGAGGGCAUUGCGUAUGGAGAGCAUUCAUGGCCAAAACGGCUAGGGACCGGGCCAGUCAAUAUCCGAGUAGGAGGUAUGCCAAAAUUGAGGGGAAAGCCCAGUAUUGCCAGUAGCAGGUAGUUCGAGUCUUUAGCAUCCUCGAGCAGUCAAUGGGAUCCCGAAGACGGCAUACUGCAACUGACAGAUAACCAGGAGUCGGAAUGGGAAUCUGAUGAUGGCUUAGAAGUAUCGCAACGGGGUAUAUCUAGCCAGUUCCUAUAG
Molecule: messenger RNA, 1281 nt
Organism: Capronia epimyces CBS 606.96
Lineage: Eukaryota; Fungi; Ascomycota; Eurotiomycetes; Chaetothyriales; Herpotrichiellaceae
Exons: 1
Coding region: 97-1140 (347 amino acids)
Source: RefSeq, a predicted model, not a curated record